AAAACAAAAUGCUUAUAAAAGCCAUUGCUCAAUUGGAGAACGGAUUAGUUAUCGAAACGCGCUUAUUGUUCGAACGGCGAGAAACGCUUAAAUCGCCGGUACAAUUUAAUUAAUUUAAAAAUAAAAUAUAUAUAAAAAAUACAGAAAAUAUGAUCUCUAAACAAUUUUUGCUAGGAGUAUUCCUAGUACUUGUUGCAUUCUCAUAUGCUUAUGCCGAUGAGGUUCUAGAUGUUGAGGUAACAGCCGAUUCAGAAAAAGAAAAGAAGUUAGAUAAACGUAAUACCUGUUCAACAUGUUCAUAUAGUGGUCGUACGUAUUAUACAUAUGCUGAUGGUACAACUGUGCAGAGACUGAUUUAUCGGGAUCAGAUACAAUCACGUGCUGAUGUUUCAACCCAUGGCUGUCAUGGUAAUCCCUGCGGUGUUAAUGCUGUUUGUCAGGAAACAGCUGGCGGCCGUCCAGUAUGUUCCUGCCCUCCCGGUUAUAGUGGAAAUCCUUUGACCAGCUGUAAUCGUGGUGAAUGUUUAGAUAACGUUGAUUGUCGUAGUGAUUUGCAAUGUCAAAAUGGUCGCUGUGUUAAUCCCUGUGUUGGUGCUUGUGGCAAUAAUGCCAAUUGUGAGCCCAGAAAUCAUGUAGCUGUUUGCAGUUGUCCACAUGGUUUUAAUGGUGAUCCAUUUACUUCUUGCCGUCUUGCUGAUCCUGAGGAACAAUGUCAUCCCAGUCCCUGUGGUCUUAACACUAAAUGUGAAAUCAUUGGUGGUGUACCCACCUGCUCGUGCUUAAACGGUUACGUAGGUAAUCCAUUGAGUGGUUGUCGUCAUGAAUGUGAACAUGAUGGUGAUUGUAGUUCACGCGAUAUGUGCAGUAAUUUCAAAUGUGUACCCGCCUGUCAACAAUGUGGUACUGGUGCUACUUGCAGUACCGUAAAUAAUCAUCGUGCUGUUUGUGAAUGUCCAAAGGGUUAUAUUGGUAGUGCUUACAGUGAAUGUCGUCCAGAGUGUUAUGGUGAUUCAGAUUGUCCAGCUGGUAGACCAGCUUGUUUCUAUGGUAUUUGUAAGAAUACUUGUGAUGGUGCUUGUGGUGUAGGAGCUGAUUGUAAUUUAAGAGGUUUAACCCCAGUAUGUAGUUGUCCACGUGAUAUGACGGGUGAUCCUUUUGUUCGUUGUCGUCCAUUUACCAAAGCUGAUUUGUGUGAACCCAAUCCUUGUGGUACAAAUGCCAUUUGCAUACCUGGUCAUGAUAAUACCGGACGUGAGCGUCCUGUUUGUAACUGUUUGCCCGGUCAUACCGGUAAUCCUUUGACUCACUGCUCAAGAGGUGAAUGUCUUAGCAAUAGCGAAUGUCCCGAUAAUAAGGCUUGCAUCAAUUAUCAAUGUGUUAAUCCCUGCAUUGGUAAAUGCGGUUCUGGUGCCGAAUGUGAACCUAAAGCCCAUUUAGCUGUCUGCAAGUGCCCACCUGGCACUUCUGGCGAUGCUUUAGUUUCUUGCCGUCAAUCCCGUACUUAUCCCGUUGCCAAGUAUCAUGGUGUAUCGUCAUCUGGUUCUUGUUCAGUGUGUUAAAUCUAAUAACUUUACCUAAAACUGCCACUUUUUCUUUAUUCUUUAUUGCUUUCUCUAACUUUUAUGUCCGUUAAAUAUUUUCAAAAAGGCAUAAUAUUAUUUUUCUAAAAUGUAACAAGUAUUGUUUUUUUGUAUUAAUUUAUUGCUAAAUAGUUACGCUUAUAAAUGUAAUAAAUUGAAUUGUUUAAUAAUA
Messenger RNA from Lucilia cuprina (Australian sheep blowfly), 1752 nucleotides. It is a transcript of the gene aspr, whose product is annotated as neurogenic locus notch homolog protein 2. The record is from RefSeq and is a predicted model, not a curated record. The transcript has 7 exons. Bases 150 to 1559 code for a protein of 469 amino acids. Lineage: Eukaryota; Metazoa; Arthropoda; Insecta; Diptera; Calliphoridae.